AAUUUCAUUUCUUCCCUUUUUGAGCUUUUCAUGCAAAGAUCGUCCAUAGCUUCGUAUGGAACGUUGCUGAAAGAGUCCUUGGCCUAGAUCGUGUACGACGAAAUAAUUCCCGUGAAUCCGCUGACCAACCUGACCCCGGCAAAUCUUUGGCUUAUGGACCGACCGGACCUUAUUGCCACUUUCACCAAGAUCGAGUUAUGGCGCCAAACACAGUUCAAGCGCAUUGUUUACCUCGAUUGCGACAUUGUCGCGGUUAGAGCUCCCAAUGAGCUUCUGGAGCUGGAUGUCGACUUUGCGGCCGCUCCAGAUGUGGGCUGGCCUGAUUGUUUCAACAGUGGUGUCAUGGUGCUUCGGCCCAACUUGCAGGACUACUUUGCGCUGAGAGCGCUUGCGGAGCGAGGCAUCAGUUUUGAUGGCGCCGAUCAAGGGUUGCUGAACAUGCACUUUCGCGAUUGGCAUCGGCUGAGCUUCACAUAUAAUUGCACUCCCAGCGCCAACUACCAGUACAUUCCGGCCUACAACUACUUCCAAAGUACUAUCAGCAUGAUUCAUUUCAUCGGCGCUCAGAAGCCGUGGAAUAUGGGCCGACAGGUGCAACCCGUGGAGUCCCCGUACAACAAAUUGCUCGGACGUUGGUGGGCUGUGUAUGAUGGUCACUACCGUCCGGUUGUGAGCAUACCUGUUGAUGUAACGGGGAAAAGGUUCUUUACGAGGGAGACUCAAUUGGGAAGCUCGACGGGAGAGAGGGCGGCGCUGACACAUGGCCAACAUUAUUCACAUGCUCAAGAUCUUGCAACUACGGUUGCGCAUGUCAAUGCGCCGCACUCGCAGAGCUCACACCCAGGACAAGACACAGAGCCUUUCUCGGAACCCCAACAAGCAGUGCCGACUGAGAAUACUGGCUCGGUUACUCGUAAUGCAUCCUAUGGCACUUCUGAGAGCUCGGAUACGCAUGUUGCUCAGCAGAAGUCUAUCGAGUCAGCGGGAGCUGGAACCCCUCAGGGAAGUACAUUGCCGGGUCCAGAGCAACACCCAACUGGGCAGCACGGGGAGCCAGAUUAUGACGAACCGCAUCAUAAUCUGGGCCGACACGACACGGUAUAUCAAGACACACCUUAUUCGGGUGGAUACUAUCAUGAGUCAGGAUACCACGGUGCGCAUGGUACAGUAGAGGAAGAAGGACAUCACGAGGACAGAUACCACGGGGGUGAGCACCAUGGGAAAACACCCCACUCUCAGACACAUCGUUGGGAGGCGCAGCAUGAGCACACCCACCACGAGACAGGAUACCACGGGGCAGGUCACCACGGGGAAAGUCACCACGGGGUAGAGCACCAGGAAAGACAUGUACACGUUCCCCCCCCUUUUCGGAGUGCGGUUCCGCAAUACGUCCGUGGAGAAGAGCAUGUAGCGGCUUAUAUCCACCCGCACUCUAAUCAGACCACCUUUGCUAUACAACCUGAACCAGCUUUCCGGAGACAAGAAGGCAGUGUGCCAGAGGCCUCGCCAAAGCCGUGGCGAGAGCAAGCCCACCGUUACCAGCAACCAGCAGAACCUCUUCCUAAUCCGCAACAUGGUCUACCGUCACCCAAGCCAGAAACACAAACAUUUGAGCCUCCGAAAGCCGAAUGGGAUGCAUCGAGGGAGCCCCCACCACUCAACACCAAGCCAGAGGGCUUUGCUUUGGAGACGAAAACAUAUACCAUGUCAGAGGACCGGCAACUUUUCCAACCACCCCCGUCCUAUCCGGAAGCGCCCAAGAACAUGUAUUAUGAAGUGCCCAGCAAGAAACCCGAGCCAGAAAAGCUCGCGCAGCUGUUCCCGUGGGAAAACAAUGCUCCCAGACCGACCCGUGUAUUUCCCGAAGACGACCAAACCUCGAUAAGUACUAUCUCGCGGUCUCUGCUGGAAUCGACAGAAGGGGAGCCUGGCCCAUCGUCACAAACGCGAGACACGACUUGGACAUGGACUUCUGAAGAGCCGGCUGAAUCGUGGGAACAUUAUACUCGUUCCAAUGCUUGGGACGAGGUCCCGGAAAUUCAGCGCUAUAUAUCUUCUCUGCAGCAGACUCGCAAAGGUCGGGUUCAGGUUCUCACGGGAGACUCUUCAAGCACGGAAGCAAGGGAUGUGCGGAUUACGGACUUCCCCAGCGAGCAAGAACGGCCCAGCCUGCCCGUCACCCCAGCGCCCAUCCAUCGGCGACCUGGCGAACUCUCCCCCUCUGAUAACGAUCUACUACCCUCAGCAGAAGGCGUGCCAAGCCAGGAGGACUGGGUGGGUAUUACGGUCGAUGCCUUUCUACAACUCGUUCGAGUGACGUACUUAUAUUGGAAAUUUACAGAACCCUUCAGCCGGCCUCGAAGAGCUUCGAAUACGUCGGUCCGAAGUCGUGGAUCAUCCAGAUCUGCUUUUCGAACGGAUAUUGAGCAGCAGAUCGACUACUUCAGAUCUAGUGCCUCCAAGCGAACGAACUAAUGAUUGAUCGGUUGUUCUUUUCUAAGCAUCGUUCUAGCAAUGUUAAUCAUAGUUUAGCCUCUUCUUCUCCUCGCAGACUUGCGCUACAUUCUGUUCUUGUUCGAUUACUUCAUCACUUCUUUUCGCAGCAUGCAUAUUGUUUCUUCGCGAUCAUUAUUGUUAAGCAUUGGCAUUUAUACAGUACCCCACGUGAUAUUAUGCAUGUGCAUUGAUAGCAGUGUAAGUUCUUAAGCAGGUGCAAAGUCUCAGACUGUCAUAUGCCUUUGCAUGAGGAGUUGGUUUUGUGCUUAUCGUUAUGUGGCAUUGAUCAGCGUCAAUCUGUACUUCCAUGUAAUGAUCGGUCUGCUUGCGUCUUAGUUCAUAUCAGUGAGCUAUGCUUCUACAAGACA
Molecule: messenger RNA, 2864 nt
Organism: Aspergillus aculeatus ATCC 16872
Lineage: Eukaryota; Fungi; Ascomycota; Eurotiomycetes; Eurotiales; Aspergillaceae
Product: glycogenin
Exons: 3
Coding region: 154-2475 (773 amino acids)
Cellular component (GO): cytoplasm
Molecular function (GO): glycosyltransferase activity
Source: RefSeq, a predicted model, not a curated record